UACACUCGCCUCGCUUAUAUAACUGUCUCUCCUCUUUCCUUUUCUCCUCACUCUUCUCUGCAUUUCUAAUUUCUCUUCUACCAGAAAACCCCCAAUUUUUUUCCGGCGGCGGAGCCCUAAUCCCAUCGUCCUUGGUUCGCUGUGCUCUUUCAAUUCGUCGUAUUCUCAUCAUCGGAAUACAAUUGACGACGAUUUCAAGCCGCGCAGAAACGAACGAAGAAGAUCAGAGACUACGACGACGACGGCACAAGGCUUCUUCUUUCCUUGUUUUCUUUCACAUUCACGGUGUAUGUAUUUGGUUCAAUUUUCUCUGCUCUCUUGUGUAAUAGUGAAACCCUAAUUUCCAUUUGUCACUAUUCUCUAUCGAUUGUUCUUGAUUCAAUUCUGAAGAAUUUGCCAUAAAUAAAUUCAAUUUUUCUUGAAUAUCAUGAUGAGUGUGGCUACUGUCUCUCCGAUUUUGCAUAACAUUGAUAACCUUGUUGGGUAUCUUACGAGGGGACGAGGUUUAGAUUCUGAUUACAGUGACCUAGGAUUGAUAGAUCAGAGGGCAAAGAGGCUUAAGGUAGAGACUGAUGUGGGAAUUUCAGGAGAGGCAAGUUUUGCUUUUGACGAAAAACCCAGGUUCUCUGAAGUGAGAUUUGGGUAUAUACCCAAGGGGUUAGUGCUUAGGGAUGAUGAGAUUGAUCGAUUAUGCAAUGAAAACACUAGGAAUCUGUUGUUGAACCAUAAGAAACUUCAUCUGGUUCUUGAUCUAGAUCACACCCUGCUGAAUACCACUUUCCUUGAUGAGAUGUCACCCGACGAAGAAUAUCUGAAGACCCAAACCCAAUCUGAUCAUUCUCGGCAGUAUGUUCACAUUGUGGACACUCCCAGUAGGCAAUUGAUGACCAAGUUGAGGCCUUAUAUUAGGACGUUUUUAGUGCAAGCCAGUCAAAUGUUUGAGCUGUCCAUAUACACAAUGGGUAAUCGAGAUUAUGCGCUAGAAAUGGCUAAGCUGCUUGAUCCCGGAAAUCAUAUCUUUGGUGGUAGAGUCAUAUCGCGUGAUGAUAGCACAGAAACAGAGAGAAAGAGUCUAGAUGUCCUGCUUGCGCAAGAUUCUGCUGUUGUGAUCCUUGAUGAUACGAAAAAUGUAUGGACAAAUGACAACAGGGACAAUGUAAUAGUGAUGCCUAGAUACCAUUUCUUUAGAUCUAGUUGUCAAAAGUUUGGCCUCAGUAAGGGUAAGCCUUAUUCUGAGUUGAAGACUGAUGAAUGUGAUCGUUAUGGAGGAGCUUAUCUUGCAAAUGUACUUCAACUUCUUGGAUAUAUCCACACCAUAUUCUUUAAUGAAGUUGAGUUACAGGGGUGGGAUCUUAUGGACAGAGAUGUGAGGCUCGUCUUGAAAAUCCUUAAAAAGGAAGUCUUGAAGGGCUGUAAAAUUGUUUUCAGCCAUGUAUUCCCCUCAAAUGUCGAAGCUAAUACUCAUCCUUUGUGGAAGAUGGCGGAGCAGCUGGGCGCUACUUGUUCAACACAAGUCGAUCCAUCAGUCACACAUGUAGUUGCAGCGAAUGCUCGAACACAGAAAUCGUGUUGGGCAGUUAAAGAAGGAAAGUUUUUGGUGAAUCCCCAAUGGAUUCAUUCUGCAAAUUUUAUGUGGCAAAAGCAACCUGAAGAUAAUUUUCCCUGUCAUUAGUUCAUUACUAACACUGAGCAACUCUUAAUUGGACUGAUAAUAGUUGCAACUAAACUCUCCAGUUUACUACACGCUACAAGCAAAAGCCAGUUCCCACAAAAUGAACAUAAAAGAGAGAAUGAAUUGCAAGACCAACACUUUUGGAAGUCUGAGAGAAUUUUUGAAUGAAAAAAAAUUGUAAAAUUUCAAUCUUAUAAAAAACCUUCUCUAGGUUGUAAAUUUUGUUUGCUUUGUUCUUGUCUCAACUUUAUAUUAUCGUCUUAAGAACUUGGUGU
This is a messenger RNA of Rosa rugosa (rugosa rose), 1947 nucleotides long. Its product is annotated as RNA polymerase II C-terminal domain phosphatase-like 4. Gene Ontology annotation, molecular function: RNA polymerase II CTD heptapeptide repeat phosphatase activity. NCBI's taxonomy places the organism in Eukaryota, Viridiplantae, Streptophyta, Magnoliopsida, Rosales, Rosaceae. The record is from RefSeq and is a predicted model, not a curated record. Gene Ontology annotation, cellular component: nucleus. Bases 428 to 1672 code for a protein of 414 amino acids. The transcript has a single exon.